AUGGGAUAUGUUGGAUGGAUAGGGACAUUCGAAGGCAAGAAAGGGACUGGUAAGGAGAAGAAGGUCUUCGAGAGCGAAUUGGUACGCGAGCUGAGGAACAUGGGAGCGAUAAUGUACUGUAAAACAAGCUUAUCACAUACGCUCAAGGCUGGAGAGACAAUUAACAACAUCAUCGGAUACGCGUCCUCCCCCAGGAAUUGGAUACUCUCUGCUGGUGGCAGUUCUGGGGGCGAAGGAGCGUUGUUGCCUCUCAGAGGUAGCUCCUUAGGUAGAGGGACUGAUAUGGGAGGCAGCAAGGCCUGGAAAAUACGACUAUCAUGGUUACGCCGUAGCGGCCAACAUAUUGGAUUAUUCGGCUUAGGUAUUUCCAGUGACACUUGCUGA
Exophiala aquamarina CBS 119918 is the source of this 384-nucleotide messenger RNA. RefSeq lists its product as uncharacterized. NCBI's taxonomy places the organism in Eukaryota, Fungi, Ascomycota, Eurotiomycetes, Chaetothyriales, Herpotrichiellaceae. The transcript is spliced from 2 exons. The coding region runs from base 1 to 384 and encodes 127 amino acids. The record is from RefSeq and is a predicted model, not a curated record.